GAUAUGGAGGAGAGGUUGUAACGGGCCUUGUUCGACCCGGCUGGCCGAGCCGAAAAAAAGGAAGGAUUGAUCACAUCCCCGGCCCGAUGAUGCUUUUUACUGGUGGGCUAUGAGGGCCCAUAUAUAUAGAAAGCCCAUGGAUGGGUUCCGUCCGGUCCGGUCCAUUUCGCCGCCGCUCCCUGCCCUUGCCGGCUGCGCCCCCUCUUCCUCUCUGGCCUCUCUCUCUCUCUCUCCCUCUCUCCCUCACCUUCCCUCUUCUCUUCCCCUACCCGACUACCACUCCACCCCACUGCUCCACCACGCCUCUUGCCACCACCGGGGCCGGUGGCUUCUGCCCUCCGCCCCGCCGCGGCCGCGGCCGCACUUCCGCCGCGGCUCGGCACGCCCUCCCCUGCCCUGCUCCCGGCCCCGGCACGGGGAGAUCAGAUUGCCCAAGGGGAAAGGGGAUUGGAGAACGAGCGCAGAUGGGGGGCUUGCCCAAGGAGGAGGAGGAGGAAGAUGCGUCCGAGCCGGAGGGGGCUCCGGAGGUCGAUGUCUCAGCGGAGGGGACCCUAGUCUGGCUGCGCCGCCCCAACGGCUCCUGGUGGCCCAGCAUCGUCAUCUCGCCGGAAGACGUUCCCAGCGCCUGCACCGCUCCGCCACGCUGCGGCGCCACCCCUAUCAUGCUCCUCGGACGCCGCCGCGACGGCCCAACCUUCAUUGACUGGUGUAACCUUGACCGGUGCUCGCGCGUCAAGCCCUUCCGCUGCGGGGAGCUCGACUUCGAACAGCGCAUCACCAACGCCCAGGCCGUCGCCGCAACAGGCAGCUGCAACUACAACAAGGGCAGGUACGCCCGCAAGGAGGACGCCAUUCUCCAGGCCCUUAACAUUGAGAGGGAGCGUGCACUGGAGCCGGCAAGCAAGACCUACCUUCAUGGGGGCACCUGCUCGCUCAACCCCAAAAUUGAAAUGCCCAACGGACAAGUAAAAGAUGCUGCAGCAAAGGGUCCUUCUACCACCAUCCAUUCACUGCCACUACCGCUGCCGCUGCCACCACCUCCGCCCAAGAGGAAGCGCAAGACGCCCUAUGACUCUGAGGAUGAUGCGCCCAAAGGGUCCCGCCGUAUGAGAGACCUCAGGGAUAUCGGAUCCAAGACUGUUCCCCCAAUGGACUCCCCCCAUGCUGGUACAAUCUCUGUUCCCAAGUAUGAUGAUCUGCCUAAUGUUGGCCAGGUGAAAACAAGUGUGCAGUCUCAUGCCUCCACAAAGAGGAAGCAUGCAGCUGCGCACCAGGACCAACCCUAUGGAGUCCCAAGGAAGAAGGAUAGGUCCCGUCCACUAUCAGAGCUCUGCAACGGAGACAUGUGGAAUGGUUCCAGACCAAAUGGCCACAAGGCUGAUGAACAUUUCUUGGGUGCAGCUACUUGUUCAAGCAGCUCAUCAGGCACUUCAACCUUGGAUUCUUCAUUGGAGACGACCAGCUGCCAUCGCCGCGCCGCAUUCAAAACAGAUCAAGCAAAGGGCACCGAGAUAUCCUGCAUGAGCAGGCUAUUCACUGAUGAUUUUCAUCAUAGGGAUGAUUUUGUCGAAACUCCACUUGCUGGAAGAAGCAUCUUGGAACCAGAUCAUUUGCAGAAAUAUCAACCUUGUGGUUUGGCAAAGCACCCUACCUGGAAACAUAAUAAGCAAGCUAAUGGCUGCAGCAAAGUUGUGAAAUGUGACCGCAAAAAUAUUAAGAUGAGAAGCAUAAGCUCUGUUGAUCAGGAGGGCUACAACAGGACAAAAGACUCUGAUAAGCACGAGCAUCACAAAGCAAGGACAGUAAAGCACAAAGCACCAAGAGAUGAGGUUGUCCUUUUGGAGAAAAGGCUGGACAAGCGUUCUUUGAACAAGCCCUCUGGAGAUGAUACUAAAAUGCAUAUCGCCAUGAUUCCUACUGAUUCGGAUUGCGUUGGUGCAGUUGAGCAGCAAUGUUCUAAAAGAAAGCGUGAUCCUGAAGAGUCAUCAGAAACCAUAAGCAACCGUUCAAAUUGUGAUAGUGGUUCAAUAUCAUCUCUGGUGUUUGAGCUGCCUCUACAAGUAUUGCCGCCCCAAAAGAAAGCACUGGAUCCUGAAAGAUGCCGUGCAGUGAAGCCAAUCAAGACACUGCAUUUGAAUUCCACCCUUUGUAAUGUGGAGUUGAGUGUCCUGGGGAGCAGCAACAAUGGGCGCCGUGUGCCCCUUGUUUCUCUAAUGAGUAAGUGGAAUGGUAAGCCCGUUGUGGGGUAUCCAGUCUCCGUCGAGGUCUGUGAUGAUGUGUUUGGCUGUCCUUUAUCAAGUGGAGGUGAGCAGCAGGCAGUUACAAGCAGCAUGGAUGGAAUAAUGCUGAAGAGGGACGAAACAAAGGGCCUGCAAUGCCUUGUGCCACCAUCACCACAGGCAUGCCGGGCGAAACCCAAGAGCCGCAGCAGAAAGCCCUCGGAGAAAGAUGUGGACAAGUUGUGGCAGCCGCACACGAAAAAGCCAGCGUCCUCGUCAAGAAAGAUGCGGAGGCUUUCCUCGUUUGCUUCGGGUCAGAGAGAUGGUGAGGACAGGAAGUCAGCUGUCGGGAAAGUUUCUGGAGCAACCAUCGCGUGCAUCCCGCUCCGAGUUGUUUUCAGUAGGAUCAAUGAAGCCCUAAGCUUCCCAGUUAAAUGAGGAUACCCAGGCUGCUGAGUCGGCUGCCUGGGAGAUGCUGACGGGGCCUCCGGUAGUAGGUGUUGUUGUACGCACGCCUGUUGUGGCCAUAGCGUUGGGAGAACGCUUGGUGUGGCCUAGUAGCAUGGUGAUGGAUGUAUCAUGUGGUUUUGUUUUGAGCCACAUCACAUUAGAGGUAGUAGAAGGGCUGUGCUGAGGCACCCCCGGGCAGCUUAAAACAACAUUUGGUGAUGGGCACAUGAUCUGACGGCGGAAGCAAAUAACUAGUGUAGCUUCUCUAUCUUGUUUGGAAAUCUGCUUCUAGUGUUGGUGAUGCAUCGCUGUGCUGUACUUGCAUGCAGCAGGCGCUCUGAGCCUUCCUGUGCUGGUGCAGCCCAGCUGCAGUCUUUGGAAAUCGAAUUAGUGAUCUUUUACUUGUUUU
Messenger RNA from Setaria italica (foxtail millet), 3078 nucleotides. RefSeq lists its product as uncharacterized. The record is from RefSeq and is a predicted model, not a curated record. NCBI's taxonomy places the organism in Eukaryota, Viridiplantae, Streptophyta, Magnoliopsida, Poales, Poaceae. The transcript is spliced from 3 exons. Bases 141 to 2657 code for a protein of 838 amino acids.